Apis cerana (Asiatic honeybee) is the source of this 2730-nucleotide messenger RNA. RefSeq lists its product as uncharacterized. The record is from RefSeq and is a predicted model, not a curated record. Lineage: Eukaryota; Metazoa; Arthropoda; Insecta; Hymenoptera; Apidae.
UGUCAAUUAAAACAAAUAUUAGUACAAUUGAAAGCUAACGAAAAUAGUUUAAUGUUUAGUAUUUAUUUUUAUAUUUAAACUUUCAUACAAAUUUUUUUUUAAUAAUUUUUUUUUAAAUAAUAGAAUAAAAUAGUCAACUAAUAAAAGAAAAAAUAAUUAUUCCAAAUCUUAGUUAUAUUUUUAUUUUAAUUUUAUUUCAUUUGAUGUUAUUUUAUAAUUUAUAUCAAAAAAUAAAAGUUUCUAAAUCAUUAUUGCAUUUAAUCUUGUAGCAUAUUUUCAAUUAAUUUGCAUUUACUGUUUCCAUUUCUUUUAUGAAUCAUAUAAUAAUCUUCUUAUCCGACUUUUAUACAAAUAGAAUCAAAUUGAUCGAAAUACAAAAUGAACAUUAAGAUUAUAAUUAUAAUAUUAACUAUGCGUUGAAAUUGCGUCCAAUGUUAUUAUGUAUACGAGUUUAAAUAAUGAAUUAUUCAAAAAAGAAGAUUCUCAAAUAAUCUUUUUUUUUUUUUUUUAAUUAUACAAAUUAUAUUAUUAUAUAUUAUUUGAUAUUUCAAAAAUAUAAUUGCAGAAAUAUAAAUUUUUUUUAAAAUCAUUCUGAAAAUUGUAGAUUUAUUAUGAUAAUUUAAUAAUUAGAAAUAUAUCAAAAGAAAAUAUUAAUUUUAAUAUUUAUUAUUAUAUUUGCGUUCAUUUAAUUUUAUAUGGGAUUCUUGUAUAACCAAGAAUUCCAUGAAUACUUGGUGGGGAAUAAAUUGAUCGAGGAUAUUCAUACAGUCUAUCCCUCUUAGUACAAUUGCGGACAUACAACCGCGAGUAUUCGUUAUAUAUAUUCAUAAUAUGGUAUUUUAUAAAUAUAAAGGAAAAAAGAAACUAUCGAAUACAAUUGGAAAUUUAAUGAACAAAAAGUAACAAGUUAGAAUUGUUUUUUACAUUUUAUUGAGAGUUGAAAAUAUUUCGUAAUAAAGAUACUAAAAUUAUUAGAAGAAAAAUGCAUUUAUUAUUAAUGGACAAAUAUAUUUAUAUAGAAUAAGAAUAUAUAAAAUGAUAUAUCAAAUAAAUACGAAGAAAAUAAUGAAGUUAAUUUAUCUUAUCUUAAUAUUUUUCAAUUCUAUUAGAAAUAUAAAAACAAAUGAUGAAUCGAGUGGAGAAUAUCUUCAAAAUGUGAUGCUUCAACUUCAAGAAUUUAAUGUUCCUUCUUCUAUCAAUAAUUAUGAUCGAUUAUCAUCAAAUAAUAAUUAUAAAAAUGUAAUUUAUAUGAAUGAAGAUCGACAAAAUCAUAAAAUUCAAAAAAUUAAUAUGAAUAUGAAUAUACGACGAAAUACGCAAAAACAUCAAAAUCAUAGUUUUCAACAAUAUGAUAUUCUUUUUAAUAAAAAGAUUGAUUUAGAUGUUCCGCAUUAUUAUGAGUCUCACGUUUCUACUAAAGUACGAGAACCAGAAUUACUUGGAUUUACAAAAACAGAAUUGGCAGCUAUGUAUAAGAAUGCAUUAGAAAAAGGAUCAACAAUUAAUUUAUCUUCAUUAACUAAUGCACUUUCUUCUGGUGAAAUACCUCAAAUUAGUCAAACUCAUGUAGAGUUUCCGGUCAAGCAGCCUCUCUAUGAAUAUUAUUUUUUUCCAUUAAAAACUUUCAUAUCAGAAUUAAAAAAAAAUCAUGAUUAUAAAACAAUUUCUAUUCCUGCAUUUGACAAUACGAAAGUUGCACAAACUCAAACGCAAUUAUCAAAUCCUUUCAUUGUAGCCAUAAGCACUUUUGUCACUAUAGCAAUUAUAUUUAUGAUGAGCGUUCUGUUCUUACCGAAAUUUACUCAACUUGAUGUACUUCCCGAGCGAAAUAUUCAAGAUGAUUUCUUUUAUCUGACAAAUAUAGUUACGAAUGCUACUGAACGUAACCAUUUUUUAGAUAAAUUUAUAAGUCAUUAUAUAAAUUCUGUUAAAUAAUUCAUAAUAAAAAUAAUGCAAUAAUAAAAUAAAUAUAUAAUAAAUAAAUAAAAUUUAUAAUAAAUUUAUUGUAAGAAAAAAAAUGUAAACUUAAUUUAUAAAAAAUGCUAUAUUAUUUUAGAUUAUAUUUUAUAUUUUAAAUUUAGCUAUUAAAUUAUAAUAUAUAAAAAAAAAUAAAACUAAAUAAUGUGACAAAAUAUAUUCAUAACAUCUAUUUAAUUAUAUCAUUUGUUAUAUAUAGUUAUAUUUAGAUAAAUUUAACAAGAAACAACAUUGAGCUAAACAAAACAAUUCUUAAUCAAUAACAUUAUAUAAUAUUUCUAAUUUUGUUCUUAAAAAAUGUUUUACAAUUAUUUAUUUUUGUACAUAAAUAUUAAUAAAAUUAUGUGUAGUAUAUAUAUAAUUAGAGAUAUAUUUGAAAUAAUACAACAUUAAACAUCUACAUUAUUAUAAAAAUCUAUAAAUAUUGUGCAUCUUUGCAAUUCUAAUUACAAUAGAGAAAAUAGGAAUAAGUUAUUUUGUGUGAUCUAUUUGAGGAAUGUAUGUGUCUGUAAUUACAUUCAAAAAUUAUUUAAAUUUGUAAAAAAGAUGUUUUCAAAGGUACUUUUCAAACUUUCCUGUAUGUAUGUCUAUAUAUUAUAAAAGUAUAGUUAAAUAUAUUUUAUGAUCUGUACAAUAUGAAAUAUACAUAAAAAGGAAGGCACACUUUAGAAUAAUACCUGUAAGCUCAUUAUUCAUUUUACAUGUUGUCUAUUUCUUCUUCUUCUUUUUUCUUUCUUUUUUUUUUUUUUUUUU